GAGAAGGUUUUUGGCGCUGACCCACAUGUCAUCGAGCAAGACCACAUCCGCAGGGCCUUCUCCUGGCCUGAGCAGCUCCCCUUCCCUCUCCGGCAACAAUUACCGCAAACCACCGCCCCCUCUCCGGCGGCAACCACAGCGGCGCCAUAGCCAGUCCGAACGCCAAUGUCCACCGCUGCCUCUGCGCUCCGGCCGGCGCCGCGGUGGGGUGCGCCGUCGCAGCGCCGGCUCGUUGAGCAGCACCUGGCGUCACUGCCCCACGGCCUCCAGCGCCUCCGCCACGUGCAGGAGCUCCACGCGCAGCUCCUCAAGCACGGUAUCCACCUCGACCCGCUCACCGCCUCCAAGCUUAUCUCCUCAUACGCGCUCCAGCGCCGCCUCCCGGCAUCCCGCCUCGUCUUCGCCUCCUUCCCCAAUCGUCACGCCACCACCUUCCUCCCGAACACCCUUCUCCGCGCCUACGCGCUGAAUGCCCUGCCCCACGCCGCGGUCUCUGUCUUCUCCGCCAUGCCCCAGCGGGACAGCUUCACCUACUCCUUCCUCAUCAAGGCGCUCUCCUCCGCGGGCUUGAACCCCCUCAGAGCGGUGCACUCCCACGUCGUUAAACUCGGGUCCAUCGAGGACACCUAUGUCGGGAACGCGCUGAUCGACGCCUACUCCAAGAACGGCGGGUUUUUGGACGCCAGCAAGGUGUUCGAGGAAAUGCCUAGACGGGAUACUGUAUCCUGGAACUCGGCCAUGGCUGCGAUGGUGCGACAGGGGGAGCUGGCAAGUGCGAGGAGGAUGUUUGACGAGAUGCCGGAGAAGGAUACGGUAAGCUGGAACACCGUGCUGGACGGGUACACCAAGGCUGGGAAGAUGGAGGAGGCGUUCGAGCUGUUUCAGUGCAUGCCAGAGAGGAAUGUGGUGUCGUGGUCGACGGUGGUGUCUGGUUACUGUAAGAAGGGUGACAUGGAGAUGGCUCGAGUGAUCUUUGAUAAGAUGCCAACCAAGAACUUGGUAACGUGGACGAUAAUGGUCUCGGCAUGUGCCCAGAAUGGGCUUGUUGAGGAGGCUGGACGGUUGUUUACUCAGAUGAAGGAAGCUGCUGUGGAACUUGAUGUGGCUGCGGUUGUGAGUAUCUUGGCUGCAUGUGCAGAGUCAGGCUCGCUUGCUCUUGGGAAGAGGAUUCACCGGUACGUGCGGACAAGGCAACUGGGGAGGUCGACCCAUGUGUGCAAUGCAAUGAUUGACAUGUUUUGCAAGUGUGGAUGCGUAAACCGGGCUGAUUAUGUCUUUGACACUGAAAUAGCUGAGAAGGAUUCAGUGUCAUGGAACACCAUAAUUGGGGGAUUUGCGAUGCAUGGGCAUGGAGACAAGGCGCUGGACUUCUUUGCCCAAAUGAAGCUACAAGGGUUCCGUCCUGAUGCUGUGACAAUGAUCAACGUUCUUAGUGCAUGCACACACAUGGGGUUUGUGGAAGAGGGACGCCGGUAUUUCUCCAAUAUGGAGAGGGACUAUGGCAUUGUGCCACAGAUAGAGCAUUAUGGCUGCAUGAUUGACCUUCUUGGUCGUGGAGGGCUCAUCGAGGAGGCUGUUGACCUGAUAAAAAGCAUGCCUUGGGACCCUAAUGAGGUAAUAUGGGGGUCCCUUCUCAGUGCAUGCCGACUGCACAAGAACGUGGAGUAUGCAGAAAUUGCAGUGAACGAGCUCAGUAAGCUGCAGCCCUCCAAUGCAGGGAACUAUGCUGUCCUUUCAAACAUCUAUGCAGAGGCUGGGCAGUGGAGUGACAUGGCAAAGGCAAGGAUGCAAAUGAAAGGAACCGGGUCUCAGAAGUCAGCAGGAUCAAGUUGGAUUGAACUUGAUGAGGCAUUCCAUGAGUUCACGGUGGGGGACAGAAAACACUCAGACUCGGACCAGAUAUCCGAGAUGGUUGAUAGGCUGAGUUCACAUGUUAAGGAUGUUGGCUGCCUUCCAACAGCUCAUGAGCUGCUUGUGCAGUGAGUCCUUUGCCAAGGGUGUGCUAAAUUGCUCAUGUUGCAGUCACAAAUGUGAAAUGCUUUCGUGAGGUGUUAGCAUUGCACGGUGCAAUCUAUGUAAGCAAGCACCGGCUCCAGUGAAUCCUGCAAUCAAGAAGAUGCUGUGACGUGGUACAGAAUUACCCACGAUGGACUGUAAACCCAGACAUGUGUUCAAGCAUUUCUCAGCAUGUGCUCUUCUGCCAUCAGGUUUGCUCUGUCGAAAACUGCAACUAUGUUAAGACGAAAGCUGGUGAUGGGAUGGACUGACAAAACACUACCUAUACAGUGCUAGGUUAAUUGAAUAGUUCAUAGGUUAGUACUUCUAGUGUUUCACUCAACUGGUUAAUUGAAACCAAAACAAGCCAUGAGGUAGGGUCUUCUAAAAUAUAAGGAAGUGAGAAGACCUCACAUUAAAAAAGUAAGAAGUGAUUUCUGUAGUUACAUUGUAGCAGUAAGUGGUUAUGUUGGAAAAGUAGAAUAGUUGAGUGUUUUACAGUCGUUCAUCCCAUUUUUUGCAUGUAUCACUUUCAUAAGAAUGUUUUAGUGAGAAAAGCAUACAAUCUCCGUAAUAUUCUGAUUCGGGUAUUAAGCUUGUAUCUCCUACAAAACCGUAUAAAUCAUUCAUUUGUACUUACUUUUUAAGUUUGUAUUUCACACUUCUUAGAUAUGUUAGUGUCAUGCUAUGUUAUGAGGUUUAUUUUUUGUCUAUUAUCUUGUUUCUCUGUCUUCUGUUUCAACUUAUAACUCACUGCUAAGACUGAAGAAUCCUGAUUUAGGUUGCUGUGAUGCUUAUGAUAAAUAUUCAGCCUGAUAUUUUUUUGGUAUGCAUCUGGGUCAUACCUGAAUAUUUAAGUUAUCAAGAGGAAUGUUUGGAACUUCAAUAAUUGGUUCACCAAGGUAGUGAGAAAGAUAUAAUUGUGUGCGAAAUAAGUUUCCGCAUAAUCAGUAUUGAAGUUUUUUUAAAGAGAUUUCGCCAAAUUUUAUAUGGAGGUAACAUGUAAAUGUAAUCUCCCUACAAAAAUCAAGGUAGAGAAUUGACUUGCCUUCUCCUUUUUUUCUCAGUAAGGCACCCGGAAAUCAAAUGUAUCUUUUUUUAGAGAGACCAUGCUGAUGCUGGGUGACACACCCUGAAGCACAUCCUACCAAGCCACAAACAUAUAGCAAGUCAUAUCACCCUGUAAUGGUCAAAUUAUCUAGCAAAUGCACCAAAGUACACCAGCUAAAAAUCAAAGACAACUGAGAUCAUAGUACACAACACAAAUCAUAAUGCACAAUAAGGCCCUGUUUGGAACGAAGGAAAAACAUAGGAAUUUUGGAGGAUAUGAUUCCUGUAGGAAAUAUUUCUUUGGUACCGUUUGGAACAAAGGAAAAGCUAUCCCUACAAUUCUUUGAAAUUCCUAUGGAUUGGGCUAUUUCAUAGAAAUUUUUGGAGGACCUCAUGUUUUCUUCUCCUUGUGUCUAGAUUCCUGUGAAUUUCCUGCAUGACAUCCAAACGAGAGUUUUGGAGUUUUCCUGUAGGAAUCCAGGAUACGUGGCAUCCAGGAUUCUCCAGUUUAGGUAUAGUUUUCAGACGCAACUGGCUGCACUUUCUCGUUAUUUUUUCAUAGAUUUUGGGUGUUUCUAAUAAAUUCUAUGGGCUGCAAACACCUCAACGGUGCUCCAAACACUAAGUUACCAACAUACACUUUCUGGUAAAAAAUACUCCCUCUAUAAACUAAUAUAAGAGUGUUUAGAUAACUAAAAUAGUAAUCUAACGCUCUUAUAUUAGUUUACGGAGGGAGUGUCAUUUAGCAAAGAUCUUUCGAUAGAAGGUGGGUGGCGCGGUUCACCACCUAUGAUGUUUGGGUGGCCCAUCCCUACUCCUUCCGUAGCGGUUUGGUCUCUUUCACUUGCAUGGUCAGUGCUAAUGACGGCAAGGUGGUGCAAUGCCUUCGGGGUUUCGAUGGUGUGUUGGUGUGUGUGGUGGUGUUUGUCUCCCAUUCCGCCAACUUGGCGACUGGUGGGGGACUUUGUGCCCUUUGUAUCUGGUUCUUGCUUGGUUUCCUUUAAUUAACUGGGCAACUCUCUUCAUCUUUAUGAAAUAAAGUAAACCCCUACCCCUCUUGAGGUGUUAUUAAAAGAGACUCUAAGUGCAUCGGGCUAAAUGACAAGAAAGUAUGACUAAAGAGAGCAAAGCUUUUAGGUCAUUCUUUAUCUUUAGUUGGCUCAGAACAGCCAACAAAAACCAGUUUUAAGUUGUCAUCGACAUUGGAGUCUUCACUGCAUCGUACUGUACAUAAUAGUCUCAGUUUGCUUGAGAUGUUCUUUGAAGUGUAAUAGACCAUACUAAGUUUUAGUCUGGGUGUUCGAUCUUUCGCUUUCCACACCUCGCCUAGUUCCUGCCUUUGAGUCUUGUAACAGUACUCUUUAUAUAUAUAAGGAUUUUGAUUGACUGACAGAACAAGCCAGCUCAGAAUCUUUGCUACGUUUGCAAGAGACGAUCAUGAAAUGAUGAACCUAUUUUCCAGUGCUUCUUGUUUCUUCUUAACAUGCCUGAAAAAGGAGACAUAAAUAGGAAUAUUUUUGUUGGAGUACUAUAUAUAUAUAGUUGUGUAGCCUUUUGUAUUUCCCCAUUGUAUAAAGGGCUUUCUGCACAUUUUCUGCACUUGUACAUGGCCUAUGACCCCAUUGAAACACAAGCUGCAUCUGUACAGUUUCUAAGCUCCCAGGAUUGCAGCGUUGUGGUUGAUUGAGGCUUUUAGCCGCUUCGUGGCCCCACCUGUAACUGUAAGUGUAUAUGCGCUUUAGUCGGUUUGACCGCACGUCGGUUCUCUUCCCUUUCCAACCUAUCUGCUAGCCCCUUCCCUGAAUCCCGAUCCCCUUCCGCGUCCCCCUUCCACCGUGUCGCCGCCUCCGCCACCGCGCCUACCUCCUCUUCGAUGUUGCGCCACACCCAGUUCCCCGUCCACCUUCGCUCCUCCCCGCGCCCUCUCCUCUGCUCCUUUGUGCCGGUCGCUGAGACUUGCCUCUACCGGUCUAUGGUGCUGGCGCUGGGGAUCCGUUCCGCGCGGCGCUUGUUCGCCUCGGCUCAGCGUUCGCAAAUGAUUCUUCCUUAACCUCAUCUGCAGCGCCACUAACCCACUGCCGCGCCACCCGGCUCAUCUCUCGUUGUCCACGGCGAGGCAAUGGCCGGCGGCAGCGACGCUAGGGGCAUGUAGAGCAGGCGGUGCGGGAAGUUUCCACGGCCCUAGCCCAGCAGUAUGGUGGCGACGAGGGAGUUCGAACUGGCGAUGUGCUUGUCGCGAAGUGGGAAGGUCAUCAAUUCCAAAGCAUUGAUGCGCUCGAUCUGGUGGCUCUGUGCCUCAGCUGCACACCAACCCAACGACCACUAUGGCGAGCUUGGAACCCCUCCCUGCUUUAGGCUACAUAAUUAUCUUCCUAAUUUGCUCAAAGGUAUAUGUAUUGUGGCCCUCAGAAGCAGUUCUAACAUUCUUAGUGUUAUGCUGUGAAUGGCAUAAUGAAUAACUCAAAAUGCAGGUCAUUAUUUUACAAUCAUUACUAUUAUAAUCUCCAUCUUCAUGAGUGAUAUGUUGCAUAUCCGCUAAUAAAAGGUUGUUCCUCUAUUGUUUCUGGGUUACCUAGCUAUUUUUCAGUUUUGCAUUCCUUUAUGUAUGAAUUGUACUAUACAGGAAGCAUCAGAUCAAUUCCCCCCCUCCAUCUUAGAAUGUCUCAAGUCUCAUGCCAAGAAUGGCAACUGCAGAGUAAGAGUUGUAGUACACACAGUGCCCAUGAUACCAGUGGAUGCAGCCUGUGAGCUGUGCUCUGCCCUGAUGCUUAGGGUAAACUAAUCAAUUUUUCUGAAAUUGUACCUCAUGUUAUCCAUGUUCAGUUUGGACGUUCUUUGCUAAUUAAGAUGAUUUCUUCCUGUUAUGUUUCGUAACAUUUUCUCAAUGUGGUUUUAACGAUCAUUGGGGUUCUAACUGAGACAAAAGUUCAGGUGAGAACUUCAGAAUAAUCCCAAGUUCAGGUAAGCACUCCGGGAGUUCGCCCACAUCCAAAUGGUAUGUGCAAAACCUCUUAUUCGCACUGCUCAUGGAGUUAUAGAUAGCAUCCACAUCAUGAGAUUUUGUAACAACGUUCUAAAAUUUGCAGUGAAUGACAUAGGAAAUUAAGAUAUGGCAUGCAGUUGAGAUUAUAAGAGUUUGUCACACUAAACAAAUUUAUCUAAUGCUUAGUGAAUUUCCCAUGUAUUGAUUUUGUGUGACCUGCAACUGUUAGAACUGUUAUCAGCUUUGGUCUGGAUUACCAUAUACACAUAACAAAUCUGAACUGGUAACAAUUUAUGUUUCUAGGUUGCAGCACCUUACUACUUUGUGUAGAAUCAAAUUACUCUUUGUAGCUACCGAGUCCCAUUCUUGAUGGUGAAAUUCUUCACUGUCCUUUUUAGUCUGCUUCAGAUGUCAGGAUAGAUGUACCAUUUGGAAGUGGCAGAAACCAAGUCGCUCCUGACAUCAUAAUUUUGUUGGAACGUCAAAUUGUUCUGACGACCCAUAAAAUAUAUUUCUGCCAAUAUUAUGUCGUGCUGUGAUAUGGGACUUCUCACCUGAACUUUUGUCACAGUUAUUCUAAAGAGAACACAAUUUUUUUUUGGCCCUUAUCUAAAGAUUAAGUCAGUUACUUCCAGACUUCCAGUUAUGUGUAGGUAUAAAAGCAAAGAGUUUCUUGUAUCCAUAAGAUAUUAUUAAUUGUAUUAGUAGCACACUCUUGAGCUUUCAAAUGCUUGGAUGACGGUAGUAAUAUUUUUCUUUAUUGCAGGAUGGUUGAGAUUCUUUUCAAUGUACCAUGCUUCUCAUUUAGUCCUGAACUGCUUAAAUACCUAGUAUAUUCAUUUUUUGAGAAAGUACAAAGUAGUGUGCAAGAUAUUUUGGUGAAACCCAUAAUCAGGUUGUUUGUUUACUUGUUGUCCAUCUAGGUCAUAGGUGCGUAUAAGAAUUAUUGGUAUAUCUAUGUAGAAGAAGAGAGCCUACUGUAUAUGCACAGGGCGUAUCAUAUCUUUUAAUGUGAACAAGCUACAGUAAAUGCAAUGUUGUAAAUUCAAGAUUUUCUUCAAAGUGAUCCUUUUGCUUUUAUUGGAGUUUCUCAUUGCUUCCAAUUUUUAGUGUAAUCAGUUCUCCCUUUAAGGUCGUGAAUUUGUUCCAUCUCCAGAUAUGUAUGCUUCCUUAUUUUAUAUUUACAUAUAUGCCAGUGAAGUUGUCUGUGGACUUCUCUUUGCAAUUAGAAAACAUUGUCUUCUUAGUUUGUCGCAGUGAACACAACAAGUUAUUUAGGCCAAAUUAUACUUUAUUUUGGAAGUCAAUAAGCCAAGAUUUCAACUUUUCUUCUGUUUUCAAAGCUUUAGCAUCGGAAUACGUUCUGAAUCGGCACCGUUGAUAUGUGCUUAAAUUGUUUGCUUGCUUCUUGCAGGUGCAUACUCUAUCAGAUGUCGGUACCACUUACCAUGUUGUAAAUCGCGAACCAACGGAAUUGGACUUGAGCUGAAUGAUUUUCUUCAUUUUUAUUGCGAGCAGAUUCUUUUUCCUACUAUUAGGACUAUGCACUUUUAUAGUCAUUUGUCUCCUCUUGCUGUCAUAAAGUUACAGCAGUCUAGAGAUACUUAAAAGUUUGUUGUCCUUUAGGCCUAUGAUGAUGAUGAUUGAUGAGCCAUGCUGAUCAUAGGAAUACCUUCAUAUUUUAAGAGCUCGAUUUUUUUUAUAAGUAUAGAUACUUGUGGGCAUGAAAAAUGAUGGUCUGCAUGUAUAUUUGAUGGUUUAAUCUCCUUCUCGCAUUGUGA
Triticum aestivum (bread wheat) is the source of this 7809-nucleotide messenger RNA. RefSeq names its product pentatricopeptide repeat-containing protein At3g29230. Lineage: Eukaryota; Viridiplantae; Streptophyta; Magnoliopsida; Poales; Poaceae. The record is from RefSeq and is a predicted model, not a curated record. Gene Ontology annotation, molecular function: RNA binding; protein binding. The transcript is spliced from 2 exons. Bases 166 to 1983 code for a protein of 605 amino acids. Gene Ontology annotation, biological process: RNA modification.